Messenger RNA from Panicum virgatum (switchgrass), 450 nucleotides. RefSeq lists its product as uncharacterized. Lineage: Eukaryota; Viridiplantae; Streptophyta; Magnoliopsida; Poales; Poaceae. The transcript has a single exon. Gene Ontology annotation, biological process: DNA integration. The coding region runs from base 1 to 450 and encodes 149 amino acids. Gene Ontology annotation, molecular function: nucleic acid binding. The record is from RefSeq and is a predicted model, not a curated record.
AUGGGACCCCUCAAAACAGUGCAAGGCAGCUACACCCACAUAUUCGUCGCCAUCGACAAUUUCACCAAGUGGAUCGAGGUGAAGCCAGUCUCUACCACGUCAGCAGCCAAGGCAGCCGAGUUCAUCCAGGAGAUAACACACAGGUUCGGAGUGCCCAAUCGGAUCAUCACAGACCUGGGCACCUCCGUCACCGGAUCAGAAUUCUGGGACUUCUGCCAGGAAAGAUGCAUCGAUGUGUACUAUGCCUCCAUGGCUCACCCCAGGUGCAACGGCCAGGUGGAACGUGCUAAUGGCUUGAUCCUCCAGGGGCUCAAAGCUAGGAUUUUCGACCCGAUCGAAAAAUAUGGCUCCAAGUGGAUCCAGGAACUACCCAAAGUAGUAUGGGGGGCUGAGCACGCAGAGAAGCCGGGCCACCGGCUACUCCCCCUUCUUCAUGGUCUACGGUUCUGA